Solea solea (common sole) is the source of this 5024-nucleotide messenger RNA. RefSeq names its product sema domain, immunoglobulin domain (Ig), transmembrane domain (TM) and short cytoplasmic domain, (semaphorin) 4Ab (gene sema4ab). Gene Ontology annotation, biological process: negative regulation of axon extension involved in axon guidance; positive regulation of cell migration; negative chemotaxis. Gene Ontology annotation, molecular function: semaphorin receptor binding; chemorepellent activity. Bases 563 to 3052 code for a protein of 829 amino acids. Lineage: Eukaryota; Metazoa; Chordata; Actinopteri; Pleuronectiformes; Soleidae. The transcript has 16 exons. The record is from RefSeq and is a predicted model, not a curated record.
UUUACAUGCCACAGUUUGGUGCUUAGGGCUCAGUUCUGGUAGAUAUUUUGAGUUCUAGGAACUGAAGGUGGAUUGAGAAUGAACAGAAGAAUGGAUUCUCGAAAAGAACUAAAUCCUCUGUGUGCGUUCAGAUGUUGUUGUGCUUUGACCAGUUCUGCAGCAACAGUUAAUCUGUAUGUGGACAAAUCAGACGAGCUGAGAUAACUUGGUGGGAACCAACGUAAGAAGAUUUUUCAUAUAAGGACAGAGAACAAGGAAAAACAUCCAGCACGGACAGAGCCGGGCGUGUGUUGGAGCAGUGACGGAGAGACAGGAGGACACUGACUGCGGUGACGGAGGACACUCGGAGCCGCACAUGUAACAUCACAUUUGGAGCAUCAGCUGGAGGAAUUUAACCGACAGCAGCGGAGCGACUCCAUCCGAGCAUCAAGGUCCAGUGAUGGUUUGCUCUACAAAUCGGACUAUGUGGCUUCAGCUCGGACCUCCACCACUCCCACCAAGUCUUUGACAGUCUGGGUGAAGCUCAGAGCCAGUGCUCGCCCUCGGACCUCGUCCUGUUUUAAUGGAGACUCACAGCGUACUGUCCUUCACCGUGGCCUUGCUGGGAUUUCUGUCUCCGUGUCUGACACGACUGACUCCCAGAGUCUCCUUCCCCUUCGGUAGCCCCGGGAGACAUCUCACCCGCUUCAGUAGCGAUGAUGUCAGCAACACCACCACACUGCUGCUCAGCGAGGGCGGAGACGUGCUGUAUGUCGGAGCCCGGGAUGCUGUGCUGGCACUGGACGUCGGCCACAAGGAUGUAAUCACUCUGAGGAAUAAGCUGGACUGGAGGCCUUCAGACAAAGACCUGGAACAAUGUUCUAUGAAAGGCAAGGAAAUGGCCGACUGCCCAAACUUCAUCCGCGUGCUGCAGUUCCUGAACGCCUCCCAUAUCUAUGCCUGUGGGACAUUUGCCUUCAGUCCACGCUGCACCUAUGUGAACUCAGAGACGUUAACAAUGAGCAUCAGGCCCGAUGAAGGCAGGGGUCGCUGCCCUUACGACCCCUACCAGCGCAACACGGCUAUCAUCGUAGACGGGGAGCUUUACACUGGGACAGUAGCAGACUACAGGGGAAACCGGCCGGUCAUCUCACGACACCUCAGUGAGGGCAGACGUGUCGACCUGAAGCUGGACGACACGUUAGGAUGGCUGGAAGAUCCAACCUUCAUCAGCUCCAGUUUCAUUCCCGACGAGGAGAAGGUCUACUUCUUCUUCAGUGAAGUAGGCAGAGAGUACGACUUCAUCGACAAAUUUAUCGUCUCUCGCGUUUCUCAGAUCUGCAUGAGUGACGUCGGCGGUCAGCGGACACUGCAGCGACGCUGGACCACAUUCGCCAAAGCUCAGCUCUUGUGCCAGGCGGACAACGAGCUCCCGUAUAAUGUGAUCCAGGACAUCGACACCCUCCCACCGGCAGAGGGAGCAUCUACAGACGAGACACUAUUUUACGGAAUCUUCACCUCGCAGUGGUCUGUCAACUCUGGGCGGUCUGCGGUGUGUUCCUUUCGCUUGAGUGACAUCAAAUCAGUUUUCUCUGGCAACUACAAAGUCCUGAACCGAGACACGUUGCAGUGGAGCACCCGCGUUCAGGAGAAGGUCGCAAAUCCAGGAGAGUGUGGACUGCACAACGCAUCUGACAACGCCCUGCGUUUCGUCAAGGAGAACUUUCUGGCGGACGACAGCGUGCGGCCCGUCAGGAGAAGUCUGACCAUGGUGUCUGCUGAGCACAAGUACAGUCACCUGACUGUCCAGAGAGUCCAGGCUGCCAACAACAGAGAAUACACCGUCCUCUUUCUGCUCACAGAGACUGGUUACCUGCACAAAUCAGUGUUGCUGCAGAGUGGGGCCCAUAUCAUCGAGGAGGUCCAGGUUUUUGAGCGGCCUCAGCCUGUCAAGAGCCUGAAGCUCUCUGUACCCAAGGGUGUGAUCUAUGUCGGCACAUCAGAGGGUGUGGUGAGGCUUCCAACAGCAAACUGCUCUUUUUACUGGACCUGUGCUCAGUGUGUCCUGGCCCGAGACCCCUUCUGUGGGUGGGACACUGCCAGCAGGGCCUGCGUGGAGGCGUCCAACACUCAGACCAGUGUAGCCCAGGACAUAGAGAGAGGAAAUGUAGAAGAGACAUGCAACACUGUGACGUUAACACACGGAGCCAGAUUUGGUCCAAACAAGAUGUCUGCAGCUUCAUGUCCCACAGGUGAGCUGGUGCCCGUGGCUCUGAAUGAGGUCGUGCGGCUCCAGUGUCCCGCGGCAUCGAAGCUGUCCCGGCAGCUGUGGGAGCGUCCCAACAGCCGUCUGUCCUCAGACCUGUACCUGCACCUGGGAGACGGGAGUCUGAGCUUUGUGGCCACCCCCGCCACACUGGGUCACUACCUCUGCCUGUCCACAGAGAACGGCUACCAGCAAACUAUGGCCAUCUAUCACGUCAGACAGAAGAGCAGCCCCGUCGUUCAGACUACCAGCAGCUACACCAGGCCGCGGACGCGCCCCACACUCGCCACGCAGGCUGUGUCCAGGUCUGGACCCGGACAGAACACGACUGGGUUUUGGCCUGAACCAAAAGAGACAAGACGGCAAGACACUAAACCAACACAGUCCACUCGGGACACACAGGGUGUUCCCAGACAGCGGGGAAAGAACGUGACCCUGUGGACUCUAAGAUCUGGACAGAAUGAGUCGGGCUUUGUGGAAGGAGAGCCUCUGCCGUCGGCUCGAUACCCCUGUUACCUGAAGGAGCUGGUGGUUGUAUCGGUCCUGCUGGUGCUCUGCCUCAGUUUGCUCAUCACCGUGCUGAUGUACGUCAUCAGGCAGCGCUGCCGCAGGACGACUGCUCCACACGCGGUGACUCCGAGCAGAGAGUCGGACAGAAGGACCCCUGUGGAGCAGGAGGCCCUCAGGAGAAACCAGUGUCUAAAUAAACGCACUGGACAGAGUCCACACAGUGGACAUGCCGGCGGCUCGGGCUGUAACGGAGCACUCACGGGCUCUAACGGACAUUUGCCCAACACUCCCAUCUGACCAGUCUCGGACAUUUGAACUGUUACAAAUGAGACGGGAGGUCAGUCGGAGAUGGUGGUUACUACCUGUGGUACUUUUAAAGUGAUAGUUCAGGGUUUGUUUGUUUGUUUAAGUGUGGUUGUAUGGAGUAGUGAAACAUGGGCCUUUUGAGAUGAGUUACCACUAUAAAGAAUGCGAUACAUCAUCAUAAAAGCCGGUAUGACACUGUUGUUGUGCUCAUGUGGGCUACAAAGGCAUAAUUAAGCACUUGUCUGCAGCCAAGGUGGAGACGAGUCUUAAAAAUGUCCUGACUAGUUAGUGGUUUGUAAAAAAGACUGCCAGCAAGUUCAUUUGUAGUUAGUGUAGCUGCAUCACAUGCUCGCCGGUGUUCACUUUAUGGCGGUUACGUUGGUUUCUUUGGAUUGGGUUAAUCUGGAAAAUAACCCUCCAUUUGAAGUGUGCCUCUGGAAACUCUCUGAAGGGCUAGUUAGUGCUAACGUUUCACGGAGUCCUGCUAACUCAACGAGGACCAGGAAACCCCACGCCAGGGCUAUUCCAGGACAAACUGCACUUGUUUAAACCCAGAAAUUUAGCUGCGGUCAGUCACUUUAUGCAGCGGGUGAUGACACAUUUUAAAACCAGCACAAAUGUGUGUAGCACACAGUGAAAAGUGCAUAAAAAAAUACUAUAUGUGAACAGAACACGUGACCCACGGGCGUCUCAAAGUGCAUUUAACAGAAUACAAAAGAAUUCUCAAAGCUCUCGGGCUACACAGAGCACUGCAGAAUCUUUUGAGGGACAGUGAAAAGUGUUUCUUGUUUUUUUCUGUGUUUCUGGUAGGGCGGAACAAUUGAUUUCAAUUUUAUAAAAAUUGCAAUACGACCAACUGCAAUUUUGUGAAAUCGCAGGAUUUUAGAUAAAAUGUUGACCUUCUGGUCUUUACACAUCAUAUUCUACACACUGAAGAAAACCUCUUUGUUUUGCACAGCUCUGCACAAAUGUUACAACUCAUAUUGCAAUCAAAAUAAUCGCAAUAUGAUAUUUAAAUAAAAUCUUUUAAUCGCCCUAGUUUCAGGAGAGUGGAUUGUUUUCUGAAGUUUGCUUUUGGGCCGAACAGCUACACUUUGAAGACGUAGAGAUGAGGGAAAGCACAGUAAAUCACAGUUGUGCCUGUACACACCUCUGAAAACAUAGCUAACAAUGCGGACACAAGGGAAAAACAAAUUUAAGCUACUUAUCGUAAGACUUGCCUAAUAACAUAAUAAUAAUUUUCAACUACUUUGGUUUAUGUGUUUGCAGCUUUUAUAUCAUCGUUACACAGGCUUUUGGUAAAUCCAAACACCAAAAGUCACAAAAUAACACGUGGCAAGUUACUGAUGAAGGCAGCACGUUUAUGUAAAAAUCACUGUUUUCUUCAUGGACUUUGGUGCAGAGAGUGAGCACUUUACAGAAACACACACUUGUGUCAUUACCUCAAACAACCACACUUCCAAAAAAACAAAAACAACUAUCACUUCAUGCAGACAUGCAUACAUACUGUGAUGUUCUGGACAUGUCGUUGCCAAUAGAAGGUACAAACAGAUCCGGUACAAAGUGAUUUUUGAAUAUUUCUUUUGUAGAGUAGUCAGAAAUUGAUGGCUCUUGUUCCUUUUCUGUAUAUUUUUUUAAUGUGAUCCUCUUCAAAAACCUAAUCCAAAUCCUACGACGCUACAUUUUAAUACAGGUGAGGUAUAAAAAUUAUAAUUAUUUUUGUUACAAGUCACCAUAAAUGUCAUAAAGGUACAAUGUGAUGUCUUUCAGCAUGUUACAGCCUCAUGUUACAGGUACGUUCUGAUGUUUGUGUUACAAGUAGAAGAAAUGUGAGCGACUGAAGCGUUUGUUGUCUGUGUUUCUGUUGUUUCAGGAGUAACUUAAUGAAACUGUGGUCUGACAAUCUUUGGACACCCUUGAAUAAAUGAAUAAAGAGAAAGUCCAGGCUUUUACUGAUCGUGCA